GCGAACAAUGUCUAUUUUGGCAUUACUGGUGUGCAUUGACAUUACUCGCGGAUACUGGAAGGAUAUUGUAAGAGGCUGCUGCUGGCAGAUCGGCUUUUCGGAUUGUCGACGUGGGGAUAACUGGAGGGAACUUUGGUUUAAGCCAAGUAUAUCGCGUCAGAAUGAAGUAGUACACUGUUUUGUGGCGGAGUGCGAACAUCGCGCGAAUACGUAGAAAAUAUCACGAUAGAAAUCAAAGUGUAAAGCAAACCGAAAAAUCAACGACGGCAAGAUAACGCGGAAAAAACUCACUGAGGCUUUUGCUCACUGAUGCGCUAAGAUAGAAAAUAUGCGAUUCUACGCUAUUGUUCUUAUUACAUGGGCAGCUAUAGCAGCAUCCUUGGAAUCUAACGUUACCAAAUUUAACGAUGAAAAGGUUGUCAGUUACACGGAAUUUCGAGAUUUGCCUGCAGAACAGAUAGCGCAGUCUUACUUGGAGAACGUAGAAACGAAGAAUCCCGAGAAGACGAACGUCGAGGAUCAUUCUGAUUACAAUGUGAAUGCCGAAUUAAGUAGCUCAGAUGUUAGUGCUGACGAAAAAGAAUCUAGUGAUACUUUCACUUCUAAUUCUUCUCCGCCGAUAUAUUCGACAUCGUUCACCAAAACAAUUGCGAAUUAUCCAUUUAGAAAGCAUCUGAAUUACGAGCCAAAAUACACGGUACCUGAAGACAUACUCCUGGUCAAGAAUGCUGGCAGUUUUGGACAGAGGGUUUGGGGGGAGCAAAGUCACUCUGGUGACAAGGCAAUUGUCAAAUCUACUAUUGAAACUACAAAUAGCCAGUCGACUGACAAGUAUACGAAUUUCCAAAAGUCCUUCAACAGCAGUGUAUCUCUCGAAAAUGAAGAUGACCGCGGGGAACUUUACGUAUCAAUCACGCAUGAACCGUUUGCAUAUGUGCAAAGAAAAGAAAACAUUUCGGACAAUUUAUCUUCCGAUAAUCCUCAAAUAAUUGAAGAUCCUAAUACAAAGAAUUUUGAUGAAAAUUUUGAUGUCAGGAGCAUAAUAACGGAAAACUCGCCGCUAGGAUCAUCUGAAACGUAUCAUGAUGUUGCGGAUAAAAUUACGAAAAAAUCUACGGAAUUUGUCAAGAAAUCCGAGAGCGUCGACAGAACACCGACGUCCGUAGAAAUUAGUCCUUUACAAAUAAGGAAAUUCUCGGCUCCCAUCGUAGUGCCUGACUUGCCUGACAGCGAGGAUUUACCUCAGGAUGUAGUUGAUUAUUUGGAUGAUAACGACGCAUCCAAGUCAGUCGAGAAUGCCAAACUUAUCUCAAAGAUUGACGCCGAGCCUUCCAAGGCGGCAACGGCUUCCAUAACGACAUCAUCGAUCAUGUUGAAUCCUUUGCAGGUCGGAAUCACUCUGAUGAACGCCGAUGAGACCGAUUUGAUGGAUAACAGCGAGCAAUCUGCCGCAAUGGACACAAAUAAUUAUUUUCAAAAUAAUUUACAACGUUUAGCAACUGUAAAUGAAGAGUUCAUCAACAGAAAUCAAUCACGUGUUGAUUGUAAAAAUGAGAACUUUCAAUGUGACGAGAAAGAUAAGUCUAUUGGCGUUGUCGCACAGAAGAUUCCUGAUAAUUCUGUCGAGAUUCAAAAGUCUAUCGAGCUCUACUAUGCCGCGCCGAUACAUGAGAUUCAUUAUCCCGCAGAAUACAUCCAAUCUUCCAAUCUUGAUAUCACCAAAACAAACAAUGCCCAAAGAUCCAAGCAACAGUACGAUCAAGGUAACCAUCAAGUUGAUAGGAACAUUGUCAAGACACAUGCAUUUGGACUACCGCAGAAACACAAUCGACACGAGUACAAUACUCUUAAGGAUGACGCUAGCAAGACGAUCGGGCAAGACGCUUCGGCUUUGAUUGCCGAAUCAAGUAUUCACGAACAAACGCCUCAAACUUUGGAAUCGCAGUCAUUUAAAUACAACAAUGUGCAGCCUGUUAAACCAUACAUAUCGAGUACAUAUCGAGAGCAGUUGCACUUAAAUAAUCCGUUCCGAUCAUCGGAAAUAAAGCGACCAGAAACUCCGCAACUUCUUCUCAAGAUUAUUCCCGAAGGAUCAUCCGCGAACGACGGGUUCUUGGUGCCAAUUCCGCAGCCCUAUCCGAUCGAAAAGAUCGUCGAAAAGACCGUCCAUGUGCCACAUUCAAUCGAAAUUGAGAAAGUAAUUGAAAAAAAAGCGCCAAUCCCGGUACAGGUACCAGUUGCAGUAUCGCAGCCGUAUCACGUGCGCGUGCAAGUGCCAAUCGAUCAUAUUGUGGAGAAGCAGAUUCGCGGGCCGCAUCUCUAUCCAAUCUACAUCGAGAAGAGAAUACCUUACACGGUCAAACGACUGCAAUCUUCCGCAUAUCCGCAACACAUGAAAUUACCGGCAACUUAUUCGAUUGAGAAGUCGCCGUCGCAUGUGCCAAUAGAGAAAGUCACGGAAAAGCCGGCUUUCUCACUGCCUUCUCGGCUGUCAUAUCGCGUGAAUACGGAUAGACCGAUCGACAAUAACGGCGCGAUCGAGACCAAAUCCAAUAAAUAUCAGCACAAGUUACGCGAGUCGGUUUUUAUCGGCGGAAACGCAAAUUCUCGCGAUAAAAAUACCGUUGAUAGUUUCACCUUUGAACCACACCAAAGCGAAACGAAUACAUCGCAAUUCUAUAGCGAUCUAUACAGCGGGCCGUGGUCGGCGUACGACCACGACAAGAGCUAUAUUCCGACGGAGCACUUGAAUGCAGUCAAAUUGAUGAUACUGCCAAAAAAGUUUAACGAUCACAUAGUGUUACGACCGCACAUGAUCGCACCCUCGUACACUGUGGUGCCGAGGUCCUUCAAACGACAGAUUCUGUAUAAUCUGUUGGAGAAAGACAAAGCGACAAUCAAAGACGCGGGCCUUACGUCUCCGCGUAAGACCACGCAGGACAAGACUGCGUUUUCUCAGAUAAAAUUUUCGCCGCAGUUCUCCGCAAGUAACACGCAAAUCUCGGCGAUGACAGCUACUUUAAGAAGGUCUAGGCAGCCAGAAGCGCGGUAUACCGGAAAUUUCAGGCAGUCGAAGAUGGAAUACGGUUUUAAGCCUCCUAUGAUACCGUCCGUUCAGUACGAUGAAAAAACCGGUAGCAAAGUAGAAAAUUGAUGCGAUUUCUGACAGCGGUAGCGGUGUAUGUUUGCUCUGUAUCGGCACUUUUCAUCUUUUCACUCGUAAUCACAAUACUGUUUGCAUCAUUCAAAUAUGAAAAAUCUUUUUCACCAUUUAGCGUUUCAGGUGUUUUUUUUUUCAAUAUAUUUUUUGUGCUCUUAGUAUGAAUUUUGA
Molecule: messenger RNA, 3331 nt
Organism: Linepithema humile (Argentine ant)
Lineage: Eukaryota; Metazoa; Arthropoda; Insecta; Hymenoptera; Formicidae
Source: RefSeq, a predicted model, not a curated record